CUCGUUCGGAGUACCAUUGCAGUGUUCGAUGUGACUAGACCAUGCGACGGGGGCCAAAAAUCGCUCGGUUAGAAACUCACCUCCCAAGGUCCUCAGGACGACGGCAGUCCCGAACGUAUCUCGCUCAUCCAAGCGAUUUAUAAAAUGGACACGAAAAUCCUUUCCCUGGUGGCCUUUCUUUCUCAAUCCAUGUUUAUUAUUUCCUUGCCAAUAAUUUCUGGCUUACACCUACUCCUGGCUAUCGCCCUCUUUCCUAUAUCAAAUUGGGGCUUCAAUCCGAUACCAGCACAAGGAGGCACAUCACAACCAAGAUGGCCGACUUUGACCCUCACAAUGUCGACCUCGACAGCGUCGACCCCACUCAAAUUGUCUGCUACCUCAACAGUGAAGGCAACGAAUACGACGGCCGUCUAGGCGCGCGCAUCUCGGCCAUCUUCGUCAUCCUAAUCGUCUCCUCGGCCGCAACAUUCUUCCCCGUCAUCGCUAAACGAGCCCCCCGCCUCCGCAUCCCACUUUACAUCUACCUCUUCGCCAAAUACUUUGGCGCAGGCGUCAUUAUCGCCACAGCAUUCAUCCACCUGCUCGACCCAGCUUACGACGAAAUUGGCCCUGCCUCCUGCGUAGGCAUGACAGGCCACUGGGCCGAUUACUCCUGGUGCCCCGCCAUCGUACUGACCUCGCUAAUGAUGGUAUUCCUCCUCGACUUCGGCGCCGAGCGCUACGUCGAGAAGAAAUACGGUCUGUGCCGCGAUGACCCGGAACCGAUCAUGGCUUCUGGCGUGGGAGCUAACCAGCUCGGUCUGCGGCGAUCAAACUCAAACUCGCACUCGACUUCUGUGUCCGCGCUGGACUCGAAGGAUAAGCAGACCAAGGAGGUUGAAGCACAGUCUCUGGACGAGGGCCAACUGGAGCGGUCUUUCCGUCAACAAAUCGCCGCCUUCCUGAUCCUUGAAUUCGGUGUGAUCUUCCACUCCGUCAUCAUCGGGUUGAAUCUCGGCGUUGCCGGUGACGAAUUCGCGACCCUGUACCCUGUCCUCGUCUUCCACCAGUCCUUCGAGGGUCUGGGUAUCGGCGCGCGAAUGAGUUCCAUCCCCUUCAGAAAGGGGAGUUGGUUACCCUGGGCACUUUGCACGGCGUACGGUCUGACCACCCCAAUCUCUAUUGCGAUUGGCCUUGGUGUGCGGACGACGUACAACCCGGGCUCGUUUACGGCGAACGUGGUGUCGGGUGUCUUGGAUGCCGUUUCGGCGGGUAUUUUGAUCUAUACCGGUCUUGUGGAGUUGCUUGCGAGGGAUUUCUUGUUUGAUCCCCAUCGCACUAGGGAUGAUAAGAGGUUGACCUUUAUGAUUGUCUCCUUGUUGCUUGGGGCGGGCAUUAUGGCACUGCUUGGGAAGUGGGCGUGAGCUUGCCGGGUGAAUUCUUAUUCUGUUGGAAUGAGAGGAGAGAUGCUAAAAGAGGUCGUGGGGUGGUUGAGGAUUUGAGAUGCUGAGCGGUGGAUGUGGUGUGCAUCGCUGUUGCUGUCGCGUCCGUUGUCUUGUAUGACCAUGCUACGAUACCCGAUUUCUGAUUCUUGAUACCUGUAAAUUCGAUAGACUGGAUUUUUUUUGCUUUUGCGAUUUGGUUUCGGACGUGGAUUUGCGAAUUACAUCAUGUCUUCGCUUUUGUGUGUGGAUUUAGGGUUGGAGGACAUAACAUCUAGGAAAGGAGAAUUCUCUUCCCAUCGUUGCAUUUAUCAACCUUGUGAGCCAAUGUUGCUACGUCUUGCUAUCUCAAAUCUUGCGGUUCAUGUUUUUUUUAACAAUUCCGUUCGUAUUCUUCGCAUCUGGAAGAGCCAAGUUCUCUACAUUAUAUGGAGGCAGUGGUUUAUAGAAAAGACACCCGACCACGUAGAACGGAACCUUGC
Penicillium brasilianum is the source of this 1903-nucleotide messenger RNA. NCBI's taxonomy places the organism in Eukaryota, Fungi, Ascomycota, Eurotiomycetes, Eurotiales, Aspergillaceae. The record is from the annotation of a GenBank genome assembly.